UAACGUUGUCACUUAGAAAAUCUUACUCUAUUUGGGUUUUAUUUAUUAGAAAAAAGGUACUUCAAAUGGGUGGUGGUGAGCAGAAAAAUGUUUCUAUUAAUGUUAAGAAAAAGAAAAAUGGUUCUUUUAAGUCCAUUUUCAUGCAUGCUGAUGUUCUAGACUGGUUUUUAAUGGUUUUUGGUUCAUUUGGGGCUAUUGGUGAUGGCAUAAUGAUCCCUAUGGUGUUGCUAAUCACAAGCAAAAUUAUGAACUCUAUUGGUGGUUUUUCUAGCCAAACAAGUAGCAAUUUUCUACAUAACAUCAAUAAGAAUGCUGUUAUUGUGUUAUAUUUGGCGUGUGCCUCUUUUUUUCUUUGCUUCCUAGAGGGUUAUUGUUGGACAAGAACAGGUGAGAGACAAGCUGCAAGAAUGAGAGUUAGGUACUUAAAAGCAGUUCUAAGACAAGAAGUAGCAUACUUUGAUUUGCACGGUACAAGCAUAUCAGAAGUCAUCACCAAUGUCUCUAGUGACAGCCUAAUAAUUCAAGAUGUCCUUAGUGAAAAGGUUCCAAAUUUUUUGAAGCAUGUAUCUAAGUUCAUUGGGAACUACAUAGUGGCAUUUGCAUUGUUAUGGAGAUUGGCCAUUGUUGGGUUCCCUUUUGUGGUUCUAAUUGUGACUCCUGGCUUCAUAUAUAAGAGGAUUAUGAUUAGGUUGGCUAGAAAUAUCAGAGAAGAGUACAAUCAAGCUGGUACAAUAGCAGAACAAGCGAUAUCUUCAAUUAGAACUGUUUAUUCCUUUGCAGGGGAAAAUAAGACUAUAUCUGCUUUCUCUGAUUCACUUCAAGGAUCAGUGAAGUUGGGAUUGAAACAAGGCUUGGUUAAAGGCUUAGCUAUAGGAAGCAAUGCUAUUGUGUAUAUUCAAUGGUGUUUUAUGUCAUAUUAUGGUAGUAGAAUGGUCAUGUAUCAUGGUGCUAAAGGUGGUACUGUAUUUGCAGUUGUACAAUUGAUGACAUUUGGUGGAAAGGCUGUAGGAGUUAGUUUAUCAAAUGUGAAGUACUUCUCAGAAGCAAGUGUUGCAGGAGAAAGAAUAAUGGAAAUGAUAAAAAGAGUUCCAAAAAUAGAUUCUGAAAAUAUGGAAGGUGAAAUUCUAGAGAAAGUCUUGGGGGAAGUUGAAUUCAACCAUGUUGAAUUUGUGUAUCCAUCAAGACCAGAAAGUGUGAUCUUAAAUGAUUUUUGCUUGAAGGUUCCAUCAGGAAAAACAGUGGCAUUAGUAGGAGAAAGUGGUUCAGGAAAAUCAACAGUUGUAUCACUUUUGCAAAGAUUUUAUGAUCCAAUUGGUGGAGAGAUUCUUCUUGAUGGAGUUGCUAUUCAUAAGUUGCAACUUAAGUGGCUUAGGUCACAAAUGGGUUUAGUAAGUCAAGAACCUGCUUUGUUUGCAACAAGCAUUAAGGAGAAUAUACUUUUUGGAAGAGAGGAUGCUACAUAUGAAGAUGUUGUGGAUGCUGCUAAAGCUUCCAAUGCUCAUAAUUUCAUUUCAUUGUUGCCACAAGGAUAUGAUACUCAGGUUGGGGAGAGGGGAGUACAAAUGUCAGGGGGACAAAAGCAAAGGAUUUCCAUUGCAAGAGCCAUAAUCAAAAAUCCAAGAAUUCUAUUGCUAGACGAAGCAACAAGUGCACUAGAUUUUGAAUCCGAACGAGUUGUCCAAGAAGCUUUUGAGAAAGCCACAGUUGAACGCACCACCAUUAUCAUCGCUCACCGCUUAUCCACCAUCAGAACUGCAGAUAUCAUUGCAAUCGUUCAAAAUGGUAAGAUCGUGGAAACAGGAUCUCACGAAAGCCUUAUGCAAAAUGACAGCUCUCUUUACACCUCCCUCGUUCGUCUUCAACAAACUAGAAAUGACCAAAGUGACCACACUCCACCUAUCAUGAAUAGAGAUCACAUCCAAAACACGUGUAGUGAUACACUCGUGAGUCGUUCUAGCUCUUUCAACUUAAUGACACAUGGUAGUGGUGAUGUCGUUAACUGUAACAAUGUUGUUGUACUUGAUGAUGAAAAUGAUGAUAGUAGUAAUAAUAAUAAAAAUAUAAAGAGCAAAAAGAAGGUAAAGGUUCCUUCAUUUCGAAGAUUGUUAGCAAUGAAUGUGCCAGAAUGGAAGCAAGCGUGUUUGGGAUUUUUGAAUGCGGUUUUAUCUGGUGCGGUUGAACCGAUGUUUUCAUUUGCAAUGGGGUCAACUAUUUCUGUUUAUUUUCUUAACAACCAUGAUGAGAUCAAGAAGCAGAUUAGGAUUUAUAUGCUUUGUUUUCUAGGGUUAGCCUUAUCCUCAAUGGUUUUUAAUGUGCUUCAGCAUUAUUGUUUUGCAUACAUGGGAGAGUACUUAACUAAGAGGGUUAGAGAAAGAGUGUUUUCCAAGAUACUCACUUUUGAAGUUGGUUGGUUUGAUGAAGAUCAAAAUUCUACAGGUGCUAUUUGUUCUAGACUUGACAAAGAAACCAAUGUGGCAAGGACUUUGGUGGGUGAUAGUUUAGGAACAGUGGUACAAACCAUAUCAGCAGUGGUAACAACAUUCAUAAUGGGACUAAUCAUUACAUGGAGACUAUCAAUUGUUAUGAUAGCAGUUCAACCAAUUCACAUGGUUUGUUUCUACACAAGGAGUUCCCUUCUUAAGAGAAUGUCAAGAAAAGCAAUUGAAGCCCAAGAUAAAAGUAGCAAAAUAGCAGUUGAAGCUGUUUCGAAUAUUAGAACCAUAACUGCUUUUUCAUCUCAAGAUAGAAUUCUAAAAAUUCUUGAAAAAGCCCAACAAGGCCCAAGUCAUGAAAACAUUAGACAAUCUUGGUUUGCUGGUAUUGGGCUUGCAUGUGCACAAAGUCUCCAUUCUUGUAUUAGGGCAUUCCACUUUUGGUACGGUGGAAAACUUGUGUCUCAAGGAUAUAUAACAACUAAGGCAUUAUUUGAGACUAUUAUGAUUUGGUUAAGUAUUGGAAGAGUUAUUGUUUAUGUUGUAAACAACAUGACUAAUGACCUUGCUAAAGGCUUUGAUGUUGUUGGGUCAGUGUUCGCAAUUCUUGAUAGGUAUACAAAAAUUGAGCCGGAAAAUUUGGAAGGUUACAAAGUAGAAAAGUUGAUAGGAAAAAUUGAAUUUCAUGAUGUACAUUUUGCAUAUCCGUCUAGGCCUAAUGCAAUCAUCUUUCAAGGGUUCUCGAUUAAAAUUAAUGUCGGUAAAUCAACGGCUUUGGUCGGGGAAAGUGGUUCUGGAAAAUCGACAAUCAUAGGACUAAUUGAGAGAUUUUAUGAUCCAAUAAAAGGGAUAGUGACGAUUGAUGGUAGUGAUAUAAAGUCUUAUAAUCUAAGGUCAUUAAGGAAGCAUAUUUCACUUGUGAGUCAAGAGCCAACAUUGUUUGGUGGUACCAUAAGGGAGAAUAUUGCAUAUGGAGCAUAUGAUAAGGUUGAUGAGAGUGAGAUUAUAGAUGCAGCUAAGGCUGCAAAUGCUCAUGAUUUUAUAUCAAGCUUAAAAUAUGGUUAUGAGACAUUGUGUGGUGAUAGAGGAGUUCAACUUUCUGGUGGUCAAAAGCAAAGGAUUGCAAUAGCUAGAGCUAUAUUGAAGAAUCCAAAGGUGUUGCUUUUGGAUGAAGCAACAAGUGCACUUGAUAGUCAAUCAGAGAAGUUAGUGCAAGAUGCUUUAGAAAGGGUUAUGAUUGGAAGAACAAGUGUGGUUGUGGCUCAUAGGUUGAGUACUAUACAAAAUUGUGAUAUGAUUGUUGUUUUGGAUAAGGGUAGUGUUAUUGAGAAAGGAACACAUUCAUCUUUGUUGUCUAAAGGACCAAGUGGAGCUUAUUACUCUAUGGUAAGUCUACAAAGAAGACCACCCAAUACAAUUGCUGACACUACACACUGUACACAGGAAAUCAAUUAAAUAACUAAGAUCAGGUUCCUUGUUUAAAAGUUUACAAAUAAGAAUUGGUGAUGGAGGAGUUGUUUAACGUGGAAAUUGAUUGUCUCAUAGCUUCCAAAUUCUUUCAUAUUUAGAAUCAUCGAACUUGUUUGUUUUUUAAACAUUCUACAAUUCCUAUAUAUGUUAAAUAUUAUGUACUUUA
Messenger RNA from Medicago truncatula (barrel medic), 4068 nucleotides. RefSeq names its product ABC transporter B family member 15. Lineage: Eukaryota; Viridiplantae; Streptophyta; Magnoliopsida; Fabales; Fabaceae. Gene Ontology annotation, biological process: transmembrane transport. The transcript is spliced from 7 exons. Gene Ontology annotation, cellular component: membrane. Gene Ontology annotation, molecular function: ATP hydrolysis activity; ABC-type transporter activity; ATP binding. The record is from RefSeq and is a predicted model, not a curated record. The coding region runs from base 66 to 3887 and encodes 1273 amino acids.